AUUGCUCUAGCCAAGACACAAACCGUAAAGCGCUUUUUUUAAAAAAAAGCGCCCGUUACACGUUACGUUACAGCUACGGUGUAAACAGAAAUCCCACGUAGCGUUACAAACUGUCACCGUGCAUUACGUUUCAGUCAAAUUCCCUUACUACAGCGGUGUAAACAAUAACAAAACGUAUUUUUUUUUAAAAACGCAAACGUAAAAUUAUUGCGCAAUCGCCUCAACCAAUGGGAGCCGGCUUUUUGGCAAAGUUUGUGCGAAUGAAAGAGAAUGUCUGGCGUCCGAAGAGACGACCGACGACAAUCCAGAGAUGCCGGUUAUCGGGAGCUGUCAAAUGGACAAAUUCUUCACAACUUGAAGUUGUGCUUCUCUUCCGAAAUUAGGGCAAACCACUUCAACGCUAUCGGUUUGGAUGAUAGCAAACGAAACGAAGCGACGCAGGAAAGCUGUAAAUAGUGUAGAAUUGAUUGUUAGUAGGAUCAGGUGGCUACAUAAUCAUGUACACAGCGAAGAAAUGGAUUUAUGCGAAACCGUUCACCAAUGAACCAACGCUAGAGAACUUCCAGUUGGUGGAGGAACCCGUACCGCAGCUGCAGGAUGGAGAAUUCAUGAUACGCGCCAUGUACCUUAGCGUCGAUCCGUAUAUGCGAAUCUACACGCUCAACUGCCCUGUUGGAAGCACCAUGAUCGGGGGCCAAGUUGGUGAGGUGAUCGAAAGCAAGAAUGGAGACUUUCCAGUUGGAUCGUAUGCAUUCGCGCAGGUUGGCUGGCGUACGAUUUCCAUCUGCAAUCCGGCAUUGUUUGAAACGCGAAAACCGUACGUGUUGGCGGAUUUCGGCGAUCUUCCCAUUUCGCUCGGUAUGGGUGCACUAGGAACCGUUGGUAAUACCGCGUACUUUGGCUUUCUGGAGAUUUGUAAACCACAGCCGGGAGAGACAGUUGUGGUGAGCGGUGCGGCCGGUGCGGUCGGUAGUAUCGUUGGACAGAUAGCGAAGAUUAAAGGCUGUCGGGUGAUUGGAAUUGCUGGAACGCGUGAAAAGUGCAACUGGUUGCGGGAGAUCGGGUUCGAUGGUACGAUUAACUACAAGGAAGACAACAUUGAGGAAGCGCUAAAGCAGCUAGCACCGGAUGGUGUUGAAUGUUACUUCGAUAAUGUUGGUGGCUACACGUCGGAAGUGGUGAAGGGACAGAUGAAAGCCUUCGGACGGAUAUCCGUAUGCGGGACCAUAUCAAUGUACAAUGGCAAACCGGCCCAGGUGAUCGAUCCACAGCGAGAUUUUGUGUGGAAACAGUUGAUGCAGGAAGGCUUCAGUGUACAUCGAUGGACGGAUCGUUGGUUUGAGGGUAUCAAGCAAAAUAUGCAAUGGAUCCGGGAGGGAAAGAUUAAGGUGCGAGAAACAUACACUGAGGGCUUUGAAAACAUGCCCAGCGCCUUCAUUGACAUGAUGAAGGGUAAAAAUAUCGGUAAAGCAGUUGUGAAAGUUUGAGCUGACAAUAUGUGGUGCCUUUAACAUGCAUUUCAAUACGCAUUUAUAAAAAAAACCGUAAAAUUAUUCAUAUUAAAUCAAAAUGGUGACUUAAAUAUACCUCAAUAAAGCAUUAUGCAACGUU
This is a messenger RNA of Anopheles funestus (African malaria mosquito), 1611 nucleotides long. Its product is annotated as prostaglandin reductase 1-like. Lineage: Eukaryota; Metazoa; Arthropoda; Insecta; Diptera; Culicidae. The transcript is spliced from 2 exons. Bases 498 to 1487 code for a protein of 329 amino acids. The record is from RefSeq and is a predicted model, not a curated record. Gene Ontology annotation, biological process: prostaglandin metabolic process. Gene Ontology annotation, molecular function: 2-alkenal reductase [NAD(P)H] activity; 15-oxoprostaglandin 13-reductase [NAD(P)+] activity. Gene Ontology annotation, cellular component: cytoplasm.